This is a messenger RNA of Sapajus apella (tufted capuchin), 5696 nucleotides long. Its product is annotated as KIAA0232 ortholog. The record is from RefSeq and is a predicted model, not a curated record. NCBI's taxonomy places the organism in Eukaryota, Metazoa, Chordata, Mammalia, Primates, Cebidae. Bases 552 to 4466 code for a protein of 1304 amino acids. The transcript has 9 exons.
GUUGCCGGGUAACGGAGCGGAGCGGCUCCCGGCGCGCCGCCUCCCGCCCUCCGCCGAGUGGCGCUGGGGCCGCUGCCGCCGCUUUACGUAAGGCGCAGGCCAGGGCCGCCCGGCGCUCCGCAGCCGCCCGCAGCCCCUCGGAGCCAGAGGAGAGGCGCCCCCGCCGGCCGCCGCGCCGCCCGGCAGCCUCGGCAGGUUCUGCCGGAGACUUCCAUUUGGCCUCAAUGUGAAAUUAAAGUAGAAAAUCCCAUCUACAUGUCUGUUGCUAUCAGGAUGUUGAUUGAUUGGUCAUGCCUGAAGAGGGAAAGUCUGUUUUAGGUGGCUGACUACCAGCAAAAAUAAAUGCUUCUCCUACAUGUCAAGCAUCUCUCCUUUUUACUGGAGUGAAAAUCCCCUCCAGAUACCAACAGAAUAUCAACUGCAGAAAAUGCUUCACAUUUUAAGGAUGUCGGCAACCUAAAUUCAUCUACCCUAUCUGUACAGUUGUUGUGGAUGGUUUGUCAUCUGAAAGCUCCUCAAGUUCUUAUCCAGGCCCUGUGUCUGUUUCUGAAAUGUCUCUGCUUCAUGCUUUGGGUCCAGUGCAGACCUGGCUGGGACAAGAGCUCGAGAAAUGUGGCAUUGAUGCCAUGAUUUACACUCGGUAUGUCCUCAGUCUUCUGCUGCAUGACAGCUAUGACUACGACCUGCAGGAACAGGAGAAUGACAUCUUCCUGGGCUGGGAAAAAGGAGCUUAUAAGAAAUGGGGAAAGAGUAAGAAAAAAUGUUCAGAUCUAACUCUAGAAGAAAUGAAAAAACAGGCUGCUGUCCAGUGUCUUCGAUCUGCUUCUGAUGAAAGCUCUGGUAUCGAGACUUUAGUGGAGGAGCUUUGCUCCAGACUGAAAGACCUUCAGAGUAAGCAAGAAGAGAAGACUCACAAAAAGUUAGAGGGGUCUCCCUCUCCAGAGGCAGAAUUAUCCCCUCCAGCAAAGGAUCAAGUGGAAAUGUACUAUGAAGCAUUUCCACCACUUUCUGAGAAACCAGUUUGCCUGCAAGAAAUCAUGACUGUGUGGAACAAGUCUAAAGUCUGUUCUUACUCUAGCUCUUCAUCAUCAUCCACAGCCCCACCAGCUAGCACAGACACUUCCUCUCCUAAGGACUGCAACAGUGAAAGUGAAGUCACCAAGGAAAGAAGCAGUGAAGUACCCACCACUGUGCAUGAGAAAACCCAGGGCAAAAGCAAAAAUGAGAAAGAAAACAAAUUUAGUAAUGGCACAAUUGAAGAAAAGCCUGCUUUGUACAAGAAGCAGAUCCGACAUAAACCUGAAGGAAAGAUUCGCCCUCGCUCAUGGUCUUCUGGCUCCAGUGAAGCAGGCUCAAGUUCCAGUGGGAAUCAGGGAGAAUUAAAAGCAUCCAUGAAGUAUGUUAAAGUAAGACACAAGGCACGAGAGAUUCGAAACAAAAAAGGGCGGAACGGGCAAAGCAGGCUUUCGCUGAAGCAUGGUGAAAAGGCUGAAAGAAACGUUCAUGCUGGAAGCAGUAGCAGUAGCAGCAGUGGUUCUGUCAAACAGCUGUGCAAGCGGGGUAAGAGACCUUUAAAAGAAAUAGGGAGAAAAGAUCCUGGGAGCACUGAAGGGAAAGACCUAUACAUGGAGAACAGAAAUGACACAGAAUACAAAGAGGAACCCUUGUGGUACACCGAGCCCAUUGCUGAAUAUUUUGUUCCUCUGAGCAGAAAAAGUAAACUAGAGACCACAUACCGAAACAGACAAGAUGCAAGUGAUCUGACAUCAGAGGCAGUGGAAGAAUUGUCUGAAUCAGUACAUGGUCUUUGUAUCAGCAACAAUAAUCUUCAUAAAACAUACCUCGCAGCAGGUACUUUCAUUGAUGGUCAUUUUGUAGAAAUGCCUGCAGUUAUGAAUGAGGAUAUUGACCUCACUGGGACCUCAUUAUGUUCUCUACCAGAGGACAAUAAAUACCUGGAUGAUAUUCAUCUAUCAGAAUUAACACACUUCUAUGAAGUGGAUAUUGAUCAAUCCAUGUUGGAUCCUGGUGCCUCAGAAACAAUGCAAGGAGAAAGUCGGAUUUUGAAUAUGAUUCGACAAAAAAGCAAAGAGAACACAGAUUUUGAGGCAGAAUGUUGCAUAGUGUUAGAUGGUAUGGAGUUGCAAGGGGAACGUGCAAUAUGGACAGAUUCUACCAGCUCCGUGGGUGCUGAGGGCUUAUUCCUGCAGGACCUUGGCAAUCUGGCUCAGUUUUGGGAGUGCUGUUCAUCCAGUUCCGGUGAUGCUGAUGGGGAGAGUUUUGGAGGAGACUCUCCAGUUAGACUCUCUCCCAUCUUAGACAGCACAGUGCUCAAUUCACACCUGCUUGCUGGCAAUCAAGAGCUCUUUUCAGAUAUUAAUGAAGGAUCUGGUAUAAACUCUUGUUUUUCAGUGUUUGAAGUGCAAUGCAGUAAUUCUGUUUUACCAUUUUCUUUUGAAACACUCAACUUGGGAAAUGAAAAUACAGAUUCUAGUGCUAAUAUGCUUGGGAAAACACAGUCUAGAUUGCUAAUAUGGACCAAAAAUAGUGCCUUUGAAGAAAAUGAACACUGUUCUAAUCUUUCAACAAGAACUUGUAGUCCAUGGUCCCAUUCAGAAGAAACACGUUCAGACAAUGAAACAUUAAAUAUUCAAUUUGAAGAAUCCACACAAUUUAAUGCCGAAGAUAUUAAUUAUGUAGUUCCUAGAGUCUCGUCAAAUUAUGUAGAUGAAGAACUUCUAGAUUUUUUGCAAGAUGAAACUUGCCAGCAAAACAAUAGAACUUUAGGUGAAAUUCCUACGUUAGUCUUCAAAAAAACAUCUAAACUAGAAUCUGUCUGUGGUAUUCAGCUAGAACAAAAAACAGAAAACAAAAACUUUGAAACUACGCAAGUACGUAAUGAAAAUCCACAUGGAGAUGGCUACAGCUCAGGGGUUAUUAAAGACAUUUGGACAAAGAUGGCAGACACAAAUUCUGUGGCUACAGUAGAAAUAGAAAGAACUGAUGCCGAGUUGUUUUCGGCAGAUGUAAAUAACUACUGCUGCUGUCUAGAUGCUGAAGCUGAACUGGAGACCCUUCAGGAGCCUGAUAAGGUUGUGCGAAGGUCAGAGUACCAUCUGUGGGAGGGACAGAAAGAAAGCCUGGAGAAAAGAGCAUUUGCUUCUAGUGAGCUAUCAAACGUGGAUGGUGGUGAUUAUACAACACCCUCUAAACCCUGGGAUGUAGCCCAAGAUAAAGAGAACACAUUCAUUCUUGGAGGAGUUUAUGGAGAACUCAAAACCUUUAGUAGUGAUGGGGAAUGGGCAGUCGUACCACCUAGUCACACAAAAGGAAGCCUGUUACAGUGUGCAGCUUCUGAUGUAGUGACAAUAGCUGGUACAGAUGUCUUUAUGACCCCAGGAAACAGUUUUGCCCCUGGGCACAGGCAGUUAUGGAAACCCUUCGUGUCAUUUGAACAGAAUGAUCAGCCGAAGAGUGGGGAAAAUGGAUUAAAUAAGGGAUUUUCUUUUAUCUUCCAUGAAGACUUACUAGGAGCUUGUAGCAACUUUCAAGUCGAAGAUCCUGGACUUGAAUACUCAUUUUCUUCCUUUGACUUAAGCAAUCCAUUUUCACAAGUUCUUCAUGUAGAAUGCUCAUUUGAACCUGAAGGGAUUGCAUCUUUCAGCCCCAGUUUUAAACCGAAAUCAAUUCUCUGUUCUGAUUCAGACAGUGAAGUGUUUCACCCCAGGAUAUGUGGUGUUGACAGAACACAAUACAGGGCUAUUCGGAUCUCUCCUCGGACUCACUUUCGCCCAAUUUCUGCAUCCGAACUGUCCCCAGGAGGAGGAAGCGAGUCAGAGUUUGAAUCUGAGAAAGAUGAAGCAAAUAUUCCCAUUCCUUCUCAAGUUGAUAUAUUUGAAGAUCCGCAGGCAGAUCUCAAACCUCUGGAGGAAGAUGCAGAGAAAGAAGGCCAUUACUAUGGAAAAUCAGAGCUUGAGUCUGGAAAAUUCCUUCCCAGGUUAAAAAAAUCUGGGAUGGAAAAGAGUGCUCAGACAUCAUUGGAUUCCCAGGAGGAAUCAACUGGGAUUCUGUCAGUAGGAAAGCAAAAUCAGUGUUUGGAAUGUAGCAUGAAUGAGUCCCUGGAAAUAGAUUUAGAAAGCUCAGAAGCAAAUUGUAAAAUAAUGGCACAAUGUGAGGAAGAAAUUAAUAAUUUUUGUGGUUGCAAAGCAGGUUGUCAGUUUCCUGCUUAUGAAGAUAAUCCAGUUUCUUCGGGACAGCUGGAAGAGAUUGGGAAGAAAGAAAAAGAGGAAAGAAGCAAGAUUCUACAUCAUACCACUACCAUAUUCCUUCGCUUUCUAUUCCCUGUAUUAAACACUGAUAUACAAGGAAUGAAUAGAAGCCAAGAAAAACAGACCUGGUGGGAAAAAGCCUUGUACUCUCCUCUCUUUCCUGCAUCAGAGUGUGAAGAGCUGGGGUUAUUCUCAUGAACCUCAACUAGUAACUUGGAGUUCUUGGAGCCAUCAGAGAGAACAGAAGGUUGUGGAGAAUCUUCCAUGUGGCCAAUGCAGCUGUAGGAAGCAGCCCAGCAGGGCCCAGAUGGCCUUACCCUUGGCACAGCCUCGCCACCCUGUGCCAGUGUAGAAGGGCACAGCAGUCACUUGUGCCUACCUUGUCCUUUGGGGUUUUGUGCCAGGGGUAGGCAUGUCAUCUCGUUGAACUACCUUGUGAUAACUCAAUGGCAAAGAAUCGGGGAGGUGACCUGGUUUUGAGGAAGUAGAUGCUCGAGGGUGUUAAAGGACUUAAUGUCAGAGCCGGAAUCCAGAACCCUGGCCAGGUUCCUCCUCCUCAGCACUGUGCCUCUGCCCCAGCUGCAUUCCUCAUGGAGUUAAGGGGAAGAAGAGGCUGUUCCAGAUGAAGACCAGCAGCUCUCAGUGCAUUAGAAUUGCUUGGGAGCCAUUCUGCUUUUCAGAAAGUGCCCAGCCCUUGCCCAGGAUAGUUCAUUUGGAAUCUCUGGCAGGAGUCUAAGCCUCUCUAAAGCCCUCUGCUUCCCCACCCCAGUCCCGGAUGAUGAGCAUAUGCAGCCAGGGUUGAGAACCACUGAGCUCGUUGGAUUUAUUUGAUUUCUUCUCAUCCUGGUUUCCUUCCCAUUUUGUGGGCCAUUUGCCUAGUGGAAUCACUAGCGCCAUUUCUUUUCCCUGUUCCAUAGACAUGAUACCUAGUUGAGUAUGUUGUUGAGUUGAGGAAGAACGCACAAGAACGUGCCCCUGUGUAGUUUCUCCGUUGCAUUUCCUCCUGUCUGAACUUCCUCUGUCCUCUGUUCUGUGAACGUGUCGCAGUGCACCAUCUGUCUCCUCCACUCAUUGGUUGUGGACAGCAGGGGCCCUGUUGGUCUCUCCUGUGUUCCCAUAGCCAGUCACAUGCUAGGUGUGAAUAUAAGCUUCUCCGCUGAAUGUCUCAUGGUAGAAUAACAGGAUGUAUGGUUAUGCUGGCCUAUUUCUUUUUUAACUCACUAAACUAAGAAUUUUUUGUCAGCGUAGCAUUUUUUUCUCUUAUGCACCUGCGUGGCUGUGCUUUUAGUGAUGACUUAAAAUCUCCGAAGGGUUGGGAGACCUAACUGAUCUAACUUUUUAGUGAAAAGUGAAACAAGAAUGUGUGUUUCAUAACUGUGUCUUAAUGGAAUUUCCCCCUUUCCCUCUUUUCCCUUCUCCAUUCAAAAU